Messenger RNA from Alosa sapidissima (American shad), 12489 nucleotides. Its product is annotated as vacuolar protein sorting-associated protein 13B-like. The record is from RefSeq and is a predicted model, not a curated record. Bases 17 to 10717 code for a protein of 3566 amino acids. NCBI's taxonomy places the organism in Eukaryota, Metazoa, Chordata, Actinopteri, Clupeiformes, Clupeidae. The transcript is spliced from 58 exons.
CUGACAGGAGCUGAGGAUGUUGGAGUCCUACGUCACUCCGCUCUUGAUGAGCUAUGUGAACCGCUACAUCAAGAACCUGAAGCCCUCGGACCUGCAGCUGUCCCUAUGGGGGGGAGAUGUGGUCCUCAGCAAGCUUGACCUCAAGCUGGAUGUCCUGGAGCAGGAGCUGAAGUUGCCUUUCACCUUCCUGAGCGGUCACAUCCAUGAGCUGCGCAUUCACGUGCCAUGGACAAAGCUUGGCUCUGAGCCAGUGGUCAUCACCAUCAACACCAUGGAGUGCAUCCUGAAGCUGAAGGACGGUGCUCAGGAUGACCAUGAGAGCUGUGGCUCGAGCUCGACCAGUCGCAGCGCCUCCGACAGCUCCAAGUCCCUGGCCAAACCGCGGCGGGUGCAGCAGGCCGCCCCUACAGACCCAGACCUUCCCCCAGGAUAUGUACAGAGCCUGAUCAGGCGGGUGGCCAACAACGUCAACAUUGUGGUGAAUAACCUCAUCCUGAAAUACGUGGAGGACGACAUUGUGCUGUCCGUCAACAUCACCUCAGCGGAGUGCUACACUGUAGAUGAGAUGUGGGACAGGGCCUUCAUGGACAUCGCUGCCCCUGAUCUGGUUCUGAGGAAGGUGAUUAAUUUCUCGGACUGCACGGUGUGUCUGGACAAGAGGAACGCCAGCGGGAAGAUCGAGUUCUACCAGGACCCGCUGCUCUACAAGUGCUCCUUCCGAACACGCCUGCACUUCACCUACGACAACAUCAACUCCAAGAUACCGGCCGUCAUCAAAAUCCAGACCAUGGUGGAGAGCCUGAAGCUGUCCAUGACUGACCAGCAGCUGCCCAUGUUCAUCCGCGUCAUGGAGCUGGCCUUGGCACUGUACUACGGCGAGAUCGGCACCAACAAGGAGGCGGACGGCGACGAUGGAGCGGGCAGUGCCAGGGAGGUGGUGGUCAGCAUCCCAGGUAUGGAAGUGGACCUUGACCCCAAGGCCAUGGCGGGCCAGUACCCAAGCCCAGACCAGUACAUGUCCCCGGGGUCAGAUGACGACGAGCAGGGCUGGGUGUCGUGGGCCUGGUCGUUUGUGCCGGCCAUCGUGAGUGAAGAUGAGGAGGAUGGGGAGGGGGGCUUCUAUGUGGAGGGUGACCAGGGAGACGGCAGUCCCAGCGGCUCUCAGCAACACACGCCCAAAGACCCCAUAGUGUCCAUCGGCUUCUACUGCACUAAGGCAUCAGUCACGUUUAAGCUGACGGAGACGCAGGCGGAGAGCAGCUACUACAGCCCCCAGAAGGUGAAGUCCAGGGAGGUGCUGUGCGUGGAGCAGGAGGGCAUCACCGUGGAGGCGCUGAUGAAGGGCGAGCCCUUUUUCGACUGUCAGAUUGGCUUUGUGGGCUGUCGGGCCCUGUGCCUGAAGGGCAUCAUGGGAGUGCGUGACUUUGAGGAGAACAUGAACAGGCGUGAAGAGGAUGCUGUGUUCUUCACCUGUGGGGAGAACCUGAGCUCCAAAGGCAUGACCUACCUGACCAACUCCCUCUUUGACUACCGGAGCCCUGAGAACAAUGGCGUCCGUGCUGAGUUCAUCCUGGAUGGGAACCUGCACAAGGAGACCUACACAGAGAUAGCGGGCAUGCAGAGGUUUGGGGCUUUCUACCUGGAUUACCUCUACACAAUGGAGAAUGGCGGUGACAAAGUGUGUGUUGGGUCUCAGGACUUCUCGUCAGCGGGUAAAGAGGAACCGUCGCCGCCAGUGCAGGAGUCAUCUGUGAAGCGUCUGGUGGUCGGUCCUGUUGACGUGCGUCUCCAAAGCAGUGCCGUGCACCGCAUCCUCAAGAUGGUGGCCUGCGCCCUGGACCAUGAAUAUGAGCCCUACUGCAGACCCAAGCCAGAUGUGGUGGAGGAGAGCCGGGCACCCCCCACCCAGGAGGAGCUGGCGGCCCUGGAGGAGUUCAUCCCCACGCGCAUCACGUCCGUCACGCUGCUCAGCAUCUCCGUCACACUCUGCAUGGCCGAGUUCAACCUCCUGCACACCGUCCUGCCCCUCAUCAUGGGACACAAGACCCCCCCUCCCCAGGCCAGUGCUCCAGUGUUCCAGGCGGUGAGGCCGCUGCCGGCGGUCAGGCUGCUAGUGGAGCGGCUCAACCUGGAGCAUUCGGAGCCCAUGUACGCCCCUGAGCUGGUCAGCGCUGUCAGCAGCCUCUCCCAGCCCUCCGACAACCUCCUGCAUCACUGCUAUGCACACUGCUACCUCAAGGUGUUUGGUUUCCAGGCAGGCCUGAGCUCCAUGGACGCCGAGGGCCACUUCCUCCCUCUGAUCCCCAUCGUCCCCUCCUUCAGCAUGGCGCUGUAUGGGAAGCUGCUGCGCCUACCCGCCUACUGGACCAAGAGGUCUUCAGUGUCCAUCACCGAGUGCAUUUUCGAGCUGCCCCACUUCUCGCUGCAGGGCAGCCGGGCCCAGAUGCUGCUGCUGCAGGCCAUCAGUCAGAGCUGGACUCACAGCCUGGGCAGCGGGGCCUCCCAGGGGGUCAGCGACGGCCUGCUCAACGACGUCUACAAAACACCAUCCCCAGGUGUGAAGCCGUGGAGUGGCGCGCCCGUGCUGGAGGCCUCCGUGCAGAGCGUGGAGCUGAAGCUGUGCCGCCGGGCGACGCUGCGCUGCGCCUCGGGCACCGUGGGGGCCGUCAAAGUGUGCGCCAGGACCCUAGGUUCCACGGAGGGCCAGAAGGAACGUUUGGUUCCGCUGAUCCAAGGCCCAUCUGACACCAAGGAGCUCCACCAGAGCCGCUGGCUGAACGAGCUGCGGAAGCCAGAGUCACUGCUCGCCCCCGACCUGCUCGCCUUCUCCAUUCAGGUGCCACAGCAGGGCGACGACUGCCGCAACUCAGGUGCUGUGCUGCUGGUCAGCGUGCAGGGCGUAGCAGUGAAUGUGGACCCGGUGUUCUGCACAUGGCUUCUGUACCAGCCUCCGAGAGGGAGCGGCAGGCAGCAGCAGCAGCAGCAGCAGCAACAGACGCAGGGUGUGCCUCCUGUGGUGAUGGCGGGGUCCAAGCGGCGGGAGGACGAGGUGUCGAUGGGGAGUGCACCUUACGCCAAGCCACCCUCCAACCAGGCCUCGGACUACGCCAGCAGCCCCGUCAAAACCAAGACCGUCACAGAGUCCCGGCCCCUGUCCAUCCCCAUGAAGGUGAUGCCGUCGACGGAUGCAGAGUCCUGGGCCUCUCCAGAGGAGCGGAUGAAGGAGCUCAUCGCCUGUGUGUGGGACGCCGUCAAACGCCUCACUCUCCAGCUGGAGCUGCAGUCGUGCUGUGUGUUUGUGCCCAACGACAGCCUCCCCUCCCCGAGCACCAUCGUGUGUGGGGACAUCCCGGGCACGGUGCGCAGCUGGUACCACAACCAGGCCACCAUGCCUGGGACUCUGGUGGUCUGCCUGCCCCAGAUCAGCGUGAUGAGCGCGGGACACAAGUACACGGAGCCCCUGCAGGAGAUCCCGUUCGUGGUUAUCCGGCCCAUACUGGAGGAGGGUGAUGCGUUCCCCUGGACGGUGAGCCUGAGCCAGUUCAGUGUGUACACCUUGCUGGGGCAGCAGCGGUCACUUAGCCUGCUGGAGCCCAUGGGCUGCACCUCCACGCUGGCCGUCACCUCUCACAAGCUGCCCACACAGGCCACCUUCCCCCCCGUCGCCCCCGAGGGGCCCCACCCCCACGCCUUCAUCGUGUGUCUGCACGUGGACCUGCAGCCGCUGCACCUCAAGUGCUCCAACCCACAGGUGCAGCUGCUGUAUGAGCUGUUCCAGAGCUGGAGCUCCACCUGGUCUCGGCUGCAGAGGAGGGGCAUCCUGCGCCAGGUGCCCGCUUUCCCCGAUGCCCCUGCCAGCGCCGCCACGCCCGGCGGACCACAAUCGCCCGUACCCAGCAGCGCCGGCACCGCUCCGCCAGACACCAGCACCUGCAGCCCAUCCGCCGACCUCUGCUCCCCCACCGAGGGGGACUCAGUGCAGGCGGCAGAUGAUUCUCCGUUCUGUGAGACGGUCACUCUGGAGCAGAGGACCAGCAGCAUCUGCGGCUCCAGUGGGAAGGUCAGCCUGUGGAUGCAGUGGAUGCUGCCCAAGGUCACCGCCAAGCUCUUCGCCCCAGACGCCCUUAACAAGAAAUCAGAGAUCUGUGUGAUCAGUGAGAUGGAGGACCUGAGCGCCUCGGUGGACGUACAGGACGUCUACACCAAAAUCAAGUGCAAAGUGGGCAGCUUCAACAUUGACCAUUACAAAACCAGGCCUGGUGAGGGCAAGCAUGCCGGCCAUUUUGAAGGCGUCAUUCUACAAUGCAAGGAGAAAGCUGUGACGGCCGCCAAGGCCCUGGAGGUGUCCCACCAGCAGCAUGGCUUCCUGUCCGUCACCUACACACAGGCCGUGACGCGCAACGUGCGCCACAAGCUGACCGCGCGGCAGGAGCGAGGUGCCCCUCGGGCCGGCCUGGUGAUGGGCGGCCUCGGCGUGGGAGGCGUCCUGGGCGAGGGUCAGAUGUCCGGCGUGCCGCCGGUGCCGGGCACGAUGCCGAUGGUGGACGGCUCGCCGCAGCACCUGCACGAGAUCCUGCUGACGGCGCAGCCCUUCGACCUGGUGCUCUCCUGCCCCCUGCUGGCCGCCGUCGCCGGGGUCUUCCGCGUGGCGCCGGAGCCGUCGUCACGGCGACGAGCACUGAGGGAACGAGGGAGGCGGGCGGGGCAGCCCAUGCGUAGCCACACCCUCACCUCCAGCAGCCUGCCUCUCAUCUACGUCAACACCAGCAUCAUCCGCAUCUUCUGCCCCACAGACACAGACUCGCCUCAGAAGAAGGAGGACACUCUGGUGCUGAAGAUGGGCUCUGUGAGCAUGGCACCUCAGGCAGAUAACCCCCUCACACGCACCGUGCUGCGCAAGGACAUCUACCAGAGAGCUAUGAACCUGGGCAUCCUGCGAGACCCGGGCUCUGAGGUGGAGGACCGGCAGUACCAGGUGGACCUGCAGUCCAUCAACAUCGGCACGGCACGCUGGGAGCAGCUCCGGCCCGAGAAGGACGCGGGGAAAGGAGGCUCGCCCGCCGAGGGGGAGAGGAACUCCCAGAAUCCCGCGCUGGAGUGGAACAUGGCCAGCAGCAUCAGGCGGCACCAGGAGCGCAGGGCCAUCCUGACCCCCAUCCUCACCGAUUUCUCCGUGCGUGUCACCGCAGCUCCCGCCAUCAUCUUCAGCAAGCCCGUGUCCCCCGACAACACACAGGUGGAGGAGAUUGUGGUGUGUGGCCAUUCCCUGGAAGUGAACGUCACCUCAGGCCUGGACUUCUUCCUGAGCGUGGCCCAGGUUCAGCUCCUGCAGCAGCUGCUGCGCGCCAACAUGCUGGGGGCCGAGGGUCCGGAGAAGAGCACAGAGCGAUCCUGGUCAAUCGGCGCACAGGGCCCCCGGUGCACCAGGACUGGACCGCGUCUCCCCGACUUCAAAGCCGGCGCUCUGACAGCACCGCACCGGCUCCUGCGGCUCACCGCGCGCGUCACUGACGACCUGUCAGGGUCCCCUCACUGCGUCUCGUUCGGAUUCCGAAUUCCUCCCCCCCCGGUCCUGUCCCCGACCCAUAACCAGGCCUCAGAGAACAUUCUAGAGAGGCACCUGGAGGAGUUGGCAGCGCUUAUCAAGGGCGCAGCUGGCGCCGGGCCGCGUGGUUCUGCUGACAGUCGCUGUGAACCGCGCUGCUCCCUGGCGCUGGCCCGGGUCGUGACCCGCCUCUCCCUGCCUUUGUUGUGGUUCAGCACGAGUACAGAGCAGGCCAGGGUUGGUGGAGACGGUUGCCAGGGCAGUGUUUGCUCAGACAGCGAGUCGGGCUCACAGCUCCAGUGUGACCAGCUGGUGUCGCCCACCGCCCUGGCCGCAUGCACCCGCGUGGACUCCUGCUUUGCCCCCUGGUUCGUGCCCUCCGUGGGCAUCUCCCUGCAGCUGGCACAGAUCCAACUCCGACUGUGCCACCACCUGGAGCAGCUGGGCACAGCCCCAUGCCAGCGGCUCCGCCCCUUCCUGUCUGACAGGAAGUUACCUCAGGAGCAGGAGUACAUGAUGAUUGGUGUGAACGAGCCGCGUGUUUACCUGCGGCAGUGGAGCGGGCGGCGGCCCUCGCAGCUCUACCAGGAGCUCAGCCUGUCCAGCCGUCUGGAGUGCCAGCUGCUGGAGUACCGCAACCUGACGCUGCGGCCCUUGGUGCGGCCCUUCAGCCUGCGCGGCCAGGCCGCCGUCACCCAGGGGCCGCAGCACCGGACGCUGGACGGGAGCGUGUUCGUGGAGCCCGUCUUCGCCACCGUCAGCCAGCACAUGGUGCACACACUGGACACGGCCGUCAAAGGCUGGCAGCAGAACCUGAACCCGGAGGCUGAGGAGCUGGUGUUCAGCCACUACGUGAUCUGCAACGACACCCAGGAGAUGCUGCGCUUCGGCCAGGUGGACACGGACGAGAACGUGCUGCUGGCCUGCCUCAACAGCCACCAGUACAGCUGGCGCUCCCACAAGUCCCCCCAGCUGCUGCACAUCUGUAUCGAGGGCUGGGGGAACUGGCGCUGGUCGGAGCCCUUCAGUAUCGAUAACGUGGGGACGUUGCUGAGGACCAUCGAGUACAAGGGCCAGACCGCCUCCCUCAUCAUUAAGGUGCAGCAGCUCAGCGGCGUCCAAAAGCAGGUGGUGAUCUGCGGGCGGCAGGUGAUGUGCAGUUACCUGGGCCAGGCGCUGGAGCUGCGACUGGUGCAGCACUACGUGGGCGCUGACGGCCAGACGGUGGUGCGCGAGCACGUGGGCUGCCUGGACGCCGGCGGCAAGCUUCCCUCCUACGUGCUGGAGGACAGCGAGCUGACCGAGCUGUGUGUGCGAGCGCGAGGCGACGAGGACUGGUCGCAGGACGUCCGACUGGACCGUCGGGAGAGCUCAGUUGUGCAGGUGCCUUGUUCCAAUGGCUCCCUGCUGAACGUGUGGUGUACCCUGAUCACACUGGAAGCAGACACCCACAUGCAGCAGAGAGUGGUGGUGUUCAGUCCUCUGUUCAUUAUGCGGAGCCACCUGCCGGACCCGGUCAUCAUCCACGUGGAGAAGCGCAGUCUGGGCCUGAAGGAGAGCCAGCUCAUCCCUGGGCAGGGACACGAGGAGGCCCUGCUCAACGUGGAGGCCGACCUCACACACCACCUCACCUUCCAGGCCAGGGAAGACGAGGACGCCUCUCAGUGUGCGGUGCCCAUCUCGUCCAGCCUGAUAAAGCAGAUUGUGAGUAAGGCUGCACCGGAGGAGGUCAGCCUGCAGCAGCAACCCAUCCUGCUGGACUUCUACGGGGUGAAGACCUCCGGUCGGCCAGCCUGGCCCUACACCAGCAAGGACACGGACAGGUCAGGGCUGGAGACGGUGGCGCAGUGGGACAGCCCCAUGCAGGUGAAGCUGUCGGCGUGGCGUCCAGGCCUGAGCACCCUGCUGGUGGAGCUGGUGCCCUGGGCACUGCUAGCCAACCACUCCCACUGGGACCUGUGGCUCUUCGAGGGCGAGCGCAUCGUCCUGCAGAUCCCUGCCGGCAAGGUCAUAGUGCCCCCCAACUUCAAGGAGGCCUUCCAGAUUGGCAUCUACUGGGCAAACACCAACACGGUGCACAAGUCGCCGGCGCUGAAGCUGGUGCACGACCUGACGUCGCCACGCUGGAAGGAGGGCUCCAGCCCUGAGGUCAUCACACUGGACGAGGACGGCUUUGUGGAGGCCGACAUCACGCUGGGGUCCUUUCCCGGAAGACAGAAGGUGUGUCAGUUCUGUGUGUCGUCAGUGGUGAGGCACGGUAUGCAGAUCUUGCAGAUUGAGGACCGCACCAUCCUGGUGAACAACACCUCACAGCCCCUCAGCUACAAAGCCCUGCUGUCCGAACAAAGCCUGGCCAGCAACAAUGAGCCGGUCGGGUCUCCGGAUGCGGCGAUCUUCAUUCUGGCUCCGGCGAGGUCCAGUGGUCAUCCGCGGCGCUGCGCCGUGCCGUGCUGGGACCUGCUGCGCGAGGGGCCCCAGGCGGAGGUGGAGUCCCCGCUGCCCACCAAGCACAUGCUCCUCAGCUCGGCCGGGCCUGACGGCGCAGCUGCGUCCUGGAGCCUGCCCGUGCCCGUGCGGCCAGACUUCCCCAGGCAGAGUGUGGCCGUGCCAGACCAGCCCAGGGAGGGACUCAACAGCAGGGCCUUGGUGGUGACAUACCAGGAGCACAUGGGCAUCACGUUCAUCACAGUGAGCGAAGACCCCUGCCCACGGAUGCUGCUGCACAACAGAUGCCCCAUCGCCAUGGUACUCAAAGAGAACCUCAGAGAGACCCCCCGGACUGUGGUGUUCUGCCGGCCACUGCCGCCGCUCAGCUCCCUGCACCACGAGCUCUACCAGCAGGCCUCCAGCUUCCCCGACUGCCGGCCACGCGAGAGCCUGCCCACGCUCCUCCUGAGGGCCGCGCCGGACCCCGGGGCCUCCCCGCUGCCUCCGCCUGACUGGACCGAGCCCAUCGACAUCAACAGCCCCGGGACACAGGUGGUGUUCCUGCCCAGCUUUGGCUGCCUGUAUGUGGAUGUUCUUCAGCAUGGAGCCACGGUCAUCCUCACACUGGCCCCUGAGAGCUGUGCUGGGACCAUCAUCAGUCAACACCACAGGCUGUCCAAACAGACUCUGUCGUUCCGCGUGCUGCUGAGUGAGGCCAGCCUGGCGCUCUGUGAUGACAUCACCACCCCGUCCGGAUCGGUGGAGCUGCUCCGGCUCACGCUGUCCAAGCUGCUGCUGCACCUCUCGCCCGCCGACCCCUCCGAGCGUUCGGACCUCUCCGCCAAUCCCCACGGACCCGCGUCCACGUCCUCGCCCACCGCCUGGGACGUCCAGCCGGACCCCGGCUCCCCCGUGCCCGGCGCGGGCGGCAGCGUGCUGGAGCUCUAUUGCGCUGGCCUGCAGCUGGACAACCAGCUGUACACGCGCGCCAGCUUCCACUUCCCCGUGCUGCUGUGCCAAGACUCCCGCACCGCCGAGCCUUCAUCCUCCUCGGCAUCAUCUUCCUCCUCCUCCUCCUCCUCCUCUGGCGCCCCCUGGAGUCCGGAGGCCCACCCGCUGCUCUCGCCCCAGGCCCUGCAGGCGUACCGCGCCGCCUGCUUCCUCCGCCUGGCCGUGGCCCUGGGCCCCGACUUCGCCAUGGAGACGGUGGCCGUCCAGAUGCAGCCGGCGCGCGUCUACCUGGAGGACACGUUCGUCUACUACGUCAAGACGCUGUUCCACUCCUACCUGCCCGAGUCGGCCUUCGGCAGCGCAAGCGGUGGACUCUCGACGACGACGCCACCGAGCACGUCUAAGUCCUCCGUCGUGGCAGGCCUGCCUGAGGAGGUGGUCCAGGCCACGCAGGCGCUGGUGUGGCCGCUGAGGCUGCGGAGGCUGACCAUCCAGCCGGUCAGUCUGCUGGUCAGCAUCCACGCCUCGCUUAAGCUGUACAUCGCCUCGGACCACACGCCGCUGGCCUUCUCGCUGUUCGAGCGUGGCCCGGUGUGCACCACCGCACGGCAGCUCGUCCAUGCGCUCGCCAUGCACUACGCGGCAGGGGCGCUUUUCAGAGCAGGCUGGGUGGUGGGCUCUCUGGAGAUCUUGGGCAGCCCUGCCAGUCUGGUGCGCAGCAUAGGGAACGGCAUCGCCGACUUCUUCCGGCUGCCCUACGAGGGUCUGACCAGGGGCCCCGGCGCCUUCGUCAGCGGCGUGUCUCGAGGGACCACCUCGUUCGUCAAACACAUCUCCAAAGGCACCCUGACGUCCAUCACUAACCUGGCCACCAGUCUGGCGCGGAACAUGGACCGGCUGUCUCUGGACGAGGAGCACUACACACGGCAGGAGGAGUGGAGGAGGCAGCUGCCCGAGAGCCUGGGGGAUGGACUCAGACAGGGCCUCUCACGCCUGGGCAUCAGCCUCCUGGGUGCCAUCGCGGGCAUUGUGGACCAGCCCAUGCAGAACUUCCAGAGGACGUGGGAGAUGCAGAGCUCGGCGGGCAGCAAGGCCAAAGGGGUCAUCUCCGGCGUGGGCAAGGGCAUCGUGGGAGUGUUCACCAAGCCCAUCGGAGGAGCAGCCGAGCUGGUGUCACAGACUGGAUACGGUAUCCUCCACGGCGCUGGACUGUGGGAGCUGCCCAAACAGUUGUACCUGCCAGCAGAGGAGCAGGCGGCUCAGGCAUCCAACAGCCACCUCAAAUAUGUCUGGAAGCUGCUGCAGUCUCUGGGCCGUCCGGAGGUGCACAUGGCUCUUCAGGUGGGCCUGGUGAGCAGCUCAGGGCAGGAGCAUGCCGGCUGCCUGCUGCUGACCGCUGACGUCCUGUUCGUGGUCAGCCUGUGCGAGGACACCCAGCAGCAGGCCUUCCCCAUCACAGAGGUCACCUGCCAGCAGGAGCCCAGCCAGCCCGGGGAGCUCACACUCACGCUGCAGCAGACCAGGGUCAGCAGCGACAACGAGACUGAUGGGGGUCGUGAGCGGCUGUCGGAGCAGCAGUACCGGCGGCUGGUGGAGUAUGUGACGCGCGUGUCCCAGCACCUCUCGCCCUCGCCGGCCACCCUGCAGCAGCAGCAGCCGCCCGUCACCGCCGCCGAGCCGCCGCCCACCCUCACCAAGAGCUACCGCUACCUGGUGGAGCCCGCGCACGCACGCGUCUUCGUCUACAAGUUCACAAUGGUCAAGAACAAAGCCCUGCGCGUGGGCUUUCACUGACAGACUGACAGACACACACACUCACUCACACACACACACUCACUCACUCACACACAACUGACAGCCACCACUGAUGGCCUUAUUUACACGACCAAUAGGUUCGGUGUGAGAGAGUGACUCUGGUAUAUGCACUGGUGUCCGGCCCAGUCCAGACUGACCAGCCAGGUCAAAUGGACUUCAGUGCCACUGAGUGCCAGUCUCAGAAUGUGUUCAAGGUGGCACUCGGUGUGUUUCCAGUGACAGUAUGAGGAGUAUGUGGAAGAGAGUAUGAGGAGUGUGGAUGGUAGUGAGUAUGAGGAGUGUGAUUAGUAGUGAGUAUGAGGAGUGUGGAUGGUAGUGAGUAUGAGGAGUGUGAUUGGUAGUGAGUAUGAGGAGUGUGAUUGGUAGUGAGUAUGAGGAGUGUGAUUGGUAGUGAGAGUAUGAGGAGUGUGAUUGGUAGUGAGUAUGAGGAGUGUGAUUGGUAGUGAGUAUGAGGAGUGUGAUUGGUAGUGAGAGUAUGAGGAGUGUGAUUGGUAGUGAGUAUGAGGAGUGUGGAUGGAAGUGCGCUUGUUGGAGCACUAGUGGAGUGUUUCAUGGGUGAAGUUGCUCUGGUGGAGGGUGACUGUGGGGCAGGUGCGUUGGGGGUUUCUGGGCUGCGGAGGUUCAGGUUAAGGGAAGAGCAGGUGAAGUGUAGUGUGAAGGGUCAGGAGAGCAGAGGGCAUGUGUGAGUGAGCAGGGAGAAGUACGCUUUGGACAGAUAUCAUGGACUGACCACACUGCUGCAUUAGGGGGGAAAAGGGAAAAUGCAAAAAUAAUUGAAUUUAACACACACACACAUUCACAGAGAGGCCUUUCAGUUCCAAGUAUUUAUUACAGCAUCUGAGCUGCACGUGAUGGUGUGUGACGCUAACAGUUGUAAAGCUGUGUGGCUUGUCUCUGGCUCCACCCCCUGCAGCGCUACAGGAGCACGUGCAGCCAAGCACCUCAUCACCUGCAUUAUUUAUUCUGAACAAGAUUCGGAAGUCUAAGAAGACUAAGUCUAAGAAUGUAAGAAGACAAGAAACUAAGAAGCUGGUUGGAUAGACUUCUCUAAUGUACAGGUCACGUCCCACUCAGUUUGGUGUUAUUGUGCCCUGCAAACACUAACAGCAGGGGAGCACGGGAGGAGGAGAGCCAAUUAGCCACUGCUGUUUACGGAGUAACCCUUCAGACCAAAGAUACUAGAGUGCUAUGCUCUAAAAUCUUUGCUUCAGACAUGCAUUGGUGUCAGCCUGAAGACUCCUCUCCCUUCCUCUCCCCUGUGCGUCUCCUGUGUCGGCGGUUAUUAUUAUGCAUAUGAUAUAUGAAAUAUGAUGGUGAGCUGCUUGCUGGUUGUCCCAUGCGUUUACACAUUACCCGUGCUUCAGAGUGGGAUGUGGAAGCCAUGCCGAUAUUCGUGCAAUAAGUGCGUGUGGUUGAGGCUCGUUCAUCUGUGUGUCCUGGCCACCAACCAAAAGAUAAGUGAAUGGGUUCUUGGGUUUUGUAUAUUUUUUUUAUAGAUGACAUUACUUAACGGAUGUUUGAUUUUUUUAUUUGUUGUUUGUUGACAUUUUUUUUUUACUCAUUCAUCUCUGCCAACAUCUUCCUAUUGCUAGAAAUGUUUUAUUAUUAAAAAGCCUUUUUACUAGACCCUGUUUGAAAGAACAAGAACUACAUGGAGAAGUAAUCAUUUUGUAAGCCAUCUGAAGCGUUUAUGUUAGUGACAAUGAUGUAUCAAUAACUAAAUAUAACAUUCUAAUAAAAUAUUUAAUUAA